UAGCAUUUCCUUUUGACUCUUCUUAGAACAAUAUUUGUAGUGUGCGACGCUGAUUUGGCCGGACUGGACUUUCUGUCUCAUUGUUUUUUUUCCAGCGGUUAAAAUAGGUCAUCAACAAUCAAUAUGUCACUUUCCUUCUGCGUUUCUCCGUGUUCAUCCCAUGCGUUCUCAUAUUCAAUCUCCGACUUUCUUCGCGUACUUUCUUUCUUCUGUCUUCCUCGCACAUCCCCACAUCCUACUCUGACUGAAAGCCUUGCGACUUUCGCCACUCAAAACAUAUCGUCGGGAAACUUCUGUCAGCGGCCAGAACCAGCACAUCAAACCCCACAUCAACACAACAAACACAACAACACAACAAGUCCAAAAAAGCGUAAAAUUGAGUCGAGACAAGUCCAUCACUGUCCACACACCCCAAAUCAAAUAUCUGAGCGGGGGUAUACCAAACAAUGCAUCCAUGCACACCAAACCAAAUAUUCCAUGCGAAAACGCCCCGAAUCCGAUCAUUCAUGUCGUUAAUAUUUCCCCCAAUACCAAAGAUCCGAAAACUCCAAACAGGCGUAACCCCGUCGCUGUCUAUGCGAACUCAAAUCGCUCGUCGCAGUGCUUCAUCUCGCGGAAGCAGUGCGGGCACAGGUCGAGGCCGUGCGCGGAUAGAGCGGCGGCUGCGCCGUGCAGCGUCUCUUGGGUUGAGGUGGAGGAUUCGAUUGGUCGAUAAUCGCGUAGAAUAGUUUUGCGGGGAGAACACUGAAGUCUGGAGUUGUACGAAGAUUGAUAUGA
Dothidotthia symphoricarpi CBS 119687 is the source of this 777-nucleotide messenger RNA. RefSeq lists its product as uncharacterized. The transcript is spliced from 3 exons. The record is from RefSeq and is a predicted model, not a curated record. The coding region runs from base 124 to 516 and encodes 130 amino acids. NCBI's taxonomy places the organism in Eukaryota, Fungi, Ascomycota, Dothideomycetes, Pleosporales, Dothidotthiaceae.